Aspergillus pseudonomiae is the source of this 3258-nucleotide messenger RNA. RefSeq lists its product as uncharacterized. Gene Ontology annotation, molecular function: protein binding; catalytic activity. NCBI's taxonomy places the organism in Eukaryota, Fungi, Ascomycota, Eurotiomycetes, Eurotiales, Aspergillaceae. The transcript is spliced from 4 exons. Bases 1 to 3258 code for a protein of 1085 amino acids. The record is from RefSeq and is a predicted model, not a curated record. Gene Ontology annotation, biological process: nucleoside metabolic process.
AUGGUCAACUCCAACGAGUAUACCGUCGGCUGGAUCUGCGCAAUCGCUACCGAAUUUGUCGCUGCCCAAGCAUUUCUCGACGAAAAGCAUGAAAACCCCGCAUAUUUGUCCCCACAAGAUAAGAAUGACUACAUAUUAGGCCGAAUCGCGAACCAUAACGUGGUGAUCGCUGUAUUACCAGUCGGCGAAUAUGGCACCUCCUCGGCUGCACGGGUAGCAGAAACCAUGCUGCACAGUUUUCCUAACGUGCGAAUCGGCCUGAUAGUCGGCAUCGGUGGGGGUGCGCCAAGUGUAGACCAUGAUAUUCGGCUUGGGGAUAUUGUCGUCAGUACCCCCUCGAAUAGCCACGGGGGUGUAUUUCAGUAUGACUAUGGCAAGACCAUCCAAGGUGAAACAUUUUGUCCGACAGGCUACCUCAACCAGCCGCCUGCACUUCUGCGUGCAGCUGUAAAUGGGCUCCAGGCGCUGUAUGAGAUCGAGGGUCAUCAUUUAGAGGACGAUAUUAAUCAAGCCCUGGAAAGAAACCCAAGAUUGCGAGGGAAAUACAGUCGACCAGGUGCAGCCAGUGAUAGGCUGUACAAAAGUCAUAUUGUUCAUCCUCCAAAUGGAAAGACUAAUUGUACCAUACGUUGCGGGGAUGAUAGCUCUGCCCUCGUACUGCGGGACCCUCGUACGGACGAUCAAGAUAACCCGAUGAUUCACUAUGGGCUGAUAGCCUCCGCGAAUCAGUUGAUGAAAAAUGCCUAUGUCAGAGAUAAACUGGUUUUGGAAAAGGACGUUCUAUGUUUUGAGAUGGAGGCGGCGGGGCUGAUGAAUCACUUUCCCUGCCUAGUCAUUCGUGGCAUCUGUGACUAUUCCGACUCCCAUAAGAAUAAGGCAUGGCAAGGCUAUGCGGCAAUGGCAGCGGCUGCCUAUACGAAAGACCUAUUACACCGGAUCUCUGCUCAACAUGUGCAGGAAGAGCAAAAGAUCACGGAGAUACUUUCUACUGUGAAAGCGAUUCAUGAGACAACGCAAGAGAUCGAUCGCGGGGUCAAAAGACUACGCCAGCUCGGUGAUGACCACGAGUAUCAGCGUAUUAUUGAUUGGCUUACACCGGUGAACUAUACUCUCCAACAGAAUGAUUUCAUCACCCGGCGGCAAGAAGGAACCGGGCAGUGGUUUCUGAAUUCAACUGAAUUCAAGCAAUGGCUUAGCCAAAGCAAACAAACCCUAUUCUGUCCCGGUAUGCCCGGAGCAGGUAAAACCAUGAUCACCGCAACGACCAUCGAUCAUCUUUACCGCGAGUUCCGGAAUCAACCUAUGACUGCUAUCACAUACAUCUAUUGCAAUUUCCGACAGCAGCACGAGCAGCGAUACACCGACCUUCUUCUAAGCCUGUUGAAGCAGCUAGUGCAAGGACAGCCUUUUAUCCCCAAUGCUGUGAGAGUGCUUUAUGAUGAAUGCAAGCGAAGAGAAAGCGGACCCACCCACGAAGGAAUUUUAAGUACCCUGUAUAGUGUCACUGCGUCUUACUCGAGAAUCUUCAUCAUCAUCGAUGCACUGGACGAAUGUCAAGUCUCUAAUCAAGAUCGUGAAAGAUUUCUCCAGAUAGUCUUCGGUAUCCAGGAAAGAGCGAAGGCGAACAUUCUUGUAACUUCGCGUUUUGUGCAUGAGAUUGAAACAAGAUUUAAGGGAAGCCUCAGGCUGGAGAUCCGUGCUAGCAACAUAGAUGUGCAGCGAUAUCUCGAACAGCGGCUACAAAGCUUUCCAUCUUUUGUUUUAAAUAAUUCUACUCUGCAGAGAGAAAUUAAGAUCAAGCUUGCUCGCGCGGUAGAUGGAAUGUUUCUUCUUGCAAAGCUGUAUGUUGACUCAUUGGUCUAUAAAACAACGCCUAAAGCUAUAAGAGGUGUGCUUGCAGAGCUUGAGGUUACAUCCCGCGAAGGGUUAGAGGACGGCCAGAAGUCCAAGGUUCUUGACCAUGCAUAUAAGCAAGCCAUGGAGCGGAUUCGAGCCCAAGCACCAGAGCACCAGGAUCUUGCCAAUCGAGUUUUAACCUGGAUUGCCUGUGCUACAAGGAGCCUUACAUUAUCAGAGCUACAGCACGCACUUGCUGUUGAAUUCAACGCGCCAGAGCUUGAUAAAGACAACAUGCCAGAUAUUGGACAGGCUGUCUCUGUAUGUGCGGGCUUGGUUGUAGUAGACGAGAAGAGUGACUUAAUACGGCUUGUCCACUAUACAACACAAGAGUAUUUUGAACGCACGUACAAAGAGUGGUUGCUUCAGGGGCAUAUUGAAAUUACAAAGGCUUGCCUCACCUACUUGUCAUUCAGAGGUUUCGAUGAUGACCACUUGUCGACAUCAAUGUGCCUGGCCAUGAGAAUAUGGUCAAAUCCUCUUUAUGGCUAUGCUGCAUUGAACUGGGGAUACCAUGCUAGAGAGGCUUGCAUGGAAGAGGACAAGGUUGUCUUAAACUUCUUCCAUAACACUGCCAAACUAUCCGUCUGUGGUCAAAUUAUGGCAUAUCGCCACUUAGGCAGUGGCUUGGGGAAUUCAGAUAUGGAAAGCAUGCACCUUACAGCGUGCCUAGGGUUAGCAAAUUCCAUGUCAAUUCUGCUAAAAGAAUUACAUGACGCUGAUUCAAGAGACUCCCUUUACAUGACUCCACUUCUGUGGGCCGCCAUGCAGGGUCACGAACCAGCUGUAAAGCUACUUCUCGAGAAUGAUGCAAACGUCAACUCAUCAGAUGCAUGGGGCAUGACCCCACUGUCCCGGGCUGCCAACAGGGGCCAUGAGGCUGUGAUUAAGCUUCUUUUGGAAUGGAAUGCUGAUACUGAGAAAAAGACUCGUAAGGGUUACACACCCCUUAUAAUGGCUGCUGAGGGCGGCCACGAGGCGGCGGUACGAGCUUUCCUAGGUCAAAAUGCUAGUCUUGAAACAGAAAAUAACUUUGGUUCUACUGCGCUGCUAUUAGCUGUCCAAAAUGGACAUGAGGCGGUUGCCAGUUUCCUGUUAGAGAAAGGCGCCAAUACUGAAAUCAAGGGGUAUCUUGACAGAACUCCACUGCUAAUAGUCGUGGAAGAUCGCAACAGUGUUAUGGUAAGACUGCUGCUGGAUAAUAAUCCCAAUAUAGAGGCAAGGGAUUCGGAAGGCCUGUCCGCGCUCUCAUUAGCCGCUUGGGGUGGCGACGAGGCGAUGGGCAUUGCUGCGCCCUAUCUGGCAGCUCACAGUGAUCAUAAAGCCGUAGCCGAUCUUCUUGCAGACGCAGGAGCAUUAUAG